UGCUAUAUGCUAACUUGUUUGUUUACAUCUAGUUUCACAACCAUUCUGAGUUAUUUGUUUCCAAAUGGUCAAUUUUUAAUCAGAAUAAACAGUGAUAUAGAAACUGAUCUGUCCGUCAUGCUUGGUGGUGGAUUCAAAGCAGAGAGACUGCGGGUCAAUCUCAGACUUGUCAUCAAUCGCCUUAAACUCCUAGAGAAGAAGAAAACUGAACUAGCUCAAAAGUCACGGAAGGAGAUUGCAGACUACUUGUCAGCAGGUAAAGAUGAGCGAGCACGUAUCAGGGUGGAGCACAUCAUCAGAGAAGAUUAUUUGGUGGAGGCCAUGGAGAUCCUGGAGUUAUACUGUGAUCUGUUGCUGGCACGCUUCGGCCUUAUUCAGUCCAUGAAAGAACUUGACCCUGGUCUCCAGGAAGCAGUGUCCACACUCAUCUGGGCUGCACCACGAUUGCAGUCAGAAGUCUCAGAGCUCAAAAUUGUUUCAGACCAGCUGUGUGCCAAAUACAGCAAGGAGUACGGAAAGCUUUGUAGGACAAACCAGAUUGGAACAGUCAAUGAUAGACUAAUGCACAAACUAAGUGUGGAGGCCCCACCCAAGAUCCUGGUGGAGCGUUACCUUAUUGAAAUAGCCAAAAACUACAAUGUUCCAUAUGAACCUGAUGCUAUGGUCCGGCCAGAAGUGUGUCAAGGGGAGGAGGCCGACCUCAUCGAUGUGGAUAGUGACUUCAAAAAGUUUGGCGGUGGAGGCGGAGGUGGAGGUGGAGGAGGCUUUACUGCACCUGCUGCUGCUGUGGCGAUGCCUAUGCCUAUGCCUAUGCCUAUGUCCAUGCCAACACCCUCAGCCUUUAACUAUCCUGUACCCAAAGGAGCUGAGCCUUUCAAUAGUCCUAUUGGCACCUAUGACGGUGGCUUUAGCAACUUCCAGCCUCCGGUGAGAGGAGGGCAGCCCCCUCAGCUUCCCAGCUGCCCCCCAACCUACGAGUCUAUUGAUGACAUGGCAAUCAAUUCACCUGUUCCUUCCCAGGUUGUCCCAGGCCCUGAGCCUUCUGCUAAGAUCUACGAUAACAACAUGCUUCCAGAGCUGCCCUCCGUUCCUGAUACACUCCCCAACUCUUCUCUGGGUGGAAACAGCGCCACUACCGAUGACAUUGACUUUGAUGACCUGUCACGGCGCUUUGAAGAGCUGAAGAAGAAGACCUAAAUGCUAAGCUUGCCUGCCGUGUGUGCUGUUGGUGGAUUCAGGAGAAGGAACUGGUUAGAUAGCUAUCCAAAUCUUUCUUAUAACUACAGACAUCUGUGUUCAAUUUACCUCGUGCAAAGAAAACCCUGAUGUCUUUCUGGUGGAGGUUCAGUAUUUUAAUCUAAACAUUGCAGCAUAAAGGAUUUGAUGGAAUUUGUGCCCAGGUAGAUUUGGACAAAAUGACUCGGCCUUUUCAUUAAACUGUUACUAUAAUAGAAACAUGUACUCCCUUUUUUUAAGCACUUUGACUGUAUGGCCUUUCUAACAAAGACAUUGAUAUAGUCAUCUGUUAUGUAAUAUAGCUGAACAUUGAGGUUUCAAAGAUGAAAUUGCCAUUUAUUUGUUUAAGUGAGAGAAUUUGACCUGUCAAAAGCGAAUUACCCUAAGCGACCUAAUGCAUAUGAUUAAAUGAUUGUACACAUUACUGUAUAACUCAUAACCCUGUUUCAUUUCAACUUUAUUCAACCAUAUAGCAAAAUCCUGGUGAGGACUGCAUUAUGCACAAUCCCAGAGCAAAACCAAUAAGAGCUGCCAUUGUUUUCAUUGAAGUACAGCUGAAUUUUGACCAACCAUAGUUGUAGACCCACCCACAAUCCCAAACCACAACCUGCCUUUGAAAUAAGUGUGAGUACAGAAUGCCUACAUUUUAAUUGCAAGUGAAGUACUACCACUCAGAGAUGUUGUAACCAUAGUAAUAGAGCUUCAUAGUAGAUGCCCAGUUUUCUCAGCCACCACUGAGCCACUUUCCCAAAAUAAAACCCACCAGUUGUCUCAUUGUUGUAAUCACAGAAACAGCGCUGAUUUGUGCUCACGCACUUUGGCAACCCAGUGCACUAAUACAUUACCCACAAUCCCAAGGUUAAAUCCACUGACAGGAUGUACUUGUCCAUGAGUUAUGAGUUCAUGAUUCAUCCUGUUGUUUCCAAAAUUGUUUAAAAAUGAUAUAUUAGUGACUGGAACCAAAAAUUGGUGGAACUCUUAUGUGUAGUUCAUUUCAUAGUGACAUAAGUGGGUGAUUUUUAUUACAAAAUAACAGUGUGGUUGAAUUAAAUAGAAAGAGAUACUGCUGGUUCCGGUGUGCGUUUCAGUCGUCAGUUGUUGUUUUGAAUAUCUAAAGUACAGACCAGUUUAACCUGUUGCUGUAAUUACACAGUGUUAAGGUGGAGACUUACCCAGAUUCAUCAUUAGUCAGCAGGGCUUAUCUGAUGUCAUGUUUAAAUGUCUGUUGAAUGACGUAGCUACCAUUUAUAGAGGGCAGUCACACACAUAUUUUUGUGAUUAGUUGUCCACCCAAAGAAACCAAAUUUCCAAAAAAUAACACAUAUUUUAGCCUUAGCUUUAAAGAUAUCACGCUGUUGUAUUACAGAUUUCCUACAUUUCUUAAUCUGCCUUUACCCUGACAAAGCAUGCUUGAAAAUAAUUGUAGUUUUCUUAAAAAAUUCAGUACUGAACAGGCUAAGAUAAGCUUGCUAGUCAAAAAGCUCUUUUUGACCACAUUAGUGUAGUUAUUUUAUGCCACACUGAACUGCUUCUAUCUGUGAUUGUAACAGUCCUCUCAUUCAUGAUUUAAAUAAUUUAAAAGCAUAAAACAAUUCUUUCUGUUUGGGUUAGAAUGGCUGUGCUCUAAUUUUUAAUGAGUAUGUAAACAGUCAGCUGGCUCAUGCGCACUGAGGGUGGGUGAGGGUGAGACACAAAUCAGCACUUUUUGAGAUCUGUAGCUCAGUUUUCAAAUGAAAUCAAACUUCAACUUUUUUGGCAUUCCUAACCACCACAUUAAUUAAUGGGAGUUAGGCUCUUUUCCUAUUUGGUAUAGUUUACUAAAUGAGCAAAUAAAAAUUCUCUCUUAGUUUUAAAGCCUUAAUUAGUGUGUAAUUUGGGUGUAGAAUAAAGGGUGAGAAUGCAGAGAGAUUCAUUAAGACUGAUUUAGGUUCUGCCCACUAUCCAAGUCCCAUAUAAACACAUUUUAUACAAGUACUAAUGUCAAACAUGCAUUGACUUCACUUUAGUCCUUAUUAUUUUUAGUGUGGCAUUUUUCCUUAUACACACCUACAGCUAGAAGUAAAAUAACUAAAACUGAAAACUAAACUUACAAUGCAACACUAAAUACUAAACAUACUAAAAGUAAACAAUUUAUAUUAAAUGUUAAAAUGAAAAAAAAAUCUGAACUAUAUACUGACUCUCAGUGACAUCUCUGGUAGUUGUAUUAUUUCUGUAGUUAUGACAUCUUCUGUGGCUAUUUGUACAUUCAUAGUUUUGAGAUCAUAAAGUAUGUUUUUUUAAGACUUUAAGGCCAAAUUGCUCUUCCCCAGUUUAGAUAGGAUGAAAUUUGCUUAGUGGUGGAGCUACUAGCAUUUCAUACAUAAGUCAUUGGCUUAUGAUCCUGUGGCAUUUUUUACUAAAAUGUUUUUGAAAAAUAAUAAUGCUUUCAAUUUUCAAGUUUUCCAAAUACGGCAUUACAACAGCUUUUAUUUAAUUACAAAAUAACCCAACAUGAUUGUUGCCAUUCAAAGAGAAAAAGUGUGCAUUACAAAUAGUAUGGCAAGCUAUUAUUUCAUAUUCUUACACUCCUUUUGAUAUAUUUUUCAUUUCCUUGGCUGGCCGCCUUGUCUCUCUGGGACAUGACUACAUGGAUAAAAGUAUUAGGACACCCCUUUGAAUUUCAAUUUUUUAAUUCAUGCUCUUUAGAUUAAAUAGGCACAAAUUCCCAUAUACAUACUUUUGUUUUGUGAGAGACCUUCACAGAAGAGUGGCUGCUAUUGUUAUAGCUGAAAGAAUCACGUAGAGGUCACUCUAUUUUAGUACCAUUUGUUUUUUAAAUGGGAUGUCCAACAAGAGUCAGGUGUCCAAAUACUUUUGACCAUAUAGUGUGUGUGUAUUUUUGUUUAUGUUAUUGUUAUUUUCUCUGUGCUCUAAUAAUCAACUUCUGAAUAGUGUUUAUUGUCCUACUUUAUUUUUGAAUUUUUGUUUUCUAAAAUUGAAGCCUGUAACACUACUGUGCUGCCUUGUUUCUCCUUAAGAUCAGUUACAGGAGCAAUAUAGGGGAUUUAAGGAUGCUUUGAAUUAGUUUCAAUAUAUGGUGAAGACAUAUCUGAUGAUCACAUAAUAAAAUAUGUUUGCUCAUGAA
Messenger RNA from Trichomycterus rosablanca, 4360 nucleotides. RefSeq names its product IST1 factor associated with ESCRT-III (gene ist1). The transcript is spliced from 10 exons. Bases 7 to 1197 code for a protein of 396 amino acids. NCBI's taxonomy places the organism in Eukaryota, Metazoa, Chordata, Actinopteri, Siluriformes, Trichomycteridae. Gene Ontology annotation, biological process: protein transport. The record is from RefSeq and is a predicted model, not a curated record.